UUAACUGUCGGACCGGAAGCGGAUGUCAGAAAAUGGGUUUGAAAGCGCACCACUUGUCAAUAUAUUUGGCAAACUAACGCAAACUCUGAAAGCUCGAAUGCCUGGACAAAGACCGUUGUUUUUACACCAGAAAACCCAAGGAUUCUAGACAUCUGCUAGUAUUUGCGCCAUGAAUCCAUCCAAUCCUUUUGGCAGUCCCCAAAGUGGAGCUUUCCAAGCCCCGAGCAACGCCACGAAGACGGCCUUGUUCCAGUCGUUUGGGUCGCAAAGUUCCAGCAACCAGCCCCAAUCUGCGGGCUUCUUCCAACCAUCAGCGUUCGGGCAGCCCUCCGCCUUGAGCCAGGCCUCGCCUCAUGGGAGCAGCCUCUUCGGACAGCCGCCCUCGCUGCCCGCAGGAGGCCACGCUCCAGCAUUCGGACAGCAGCCUUUAGGAAUGAGUGGCUCGGGCUUUGGUGGUAGCUCUGCUCCACCAUUUGGACACACAGGUGAACCUGGCCAGAGUUCCGUGUUUGGCCAGACGCCUUCAUUCGGUCAGCCGUCUGCGUUUGGGCAGACUGCGGGUUUCAGCCAGCAGCCCCCCCCCGGGUUUGCAGCUUCCCAGAUGGUUUCUAGCUCGUUGACUGCUUCAGGUCAACCUCAGCCAAUGGGUUUUGGACAGUCCGUUUUUGGACAGCCAUCAUCCACCAGUGUCCCCGCCGGCGUGUUUGGGAGUGCUCCGAGUGUGACCCAGAGCCUAGGCUUUGUUUCCUCCACUUACAGUUUCAAGCCAGCAAACGAGGCCCUGUUCAAACCCAUCUUCAAUGCAAGCCCUAAGCCCGCCAACCCCCAAACUACUGCAAUGUCCAGCUCACCUUUUGGCAGCAGUGGGUCCCAGACCAGCUCCAGCAUCAUGAGUAGCAGCACCAACGCCGCCGCCACUGGCUUCUCGCUGUCUACCGGGGACACGUCUGGGCUGCUGGGCUUCAGCUUCUCUCAGCCCGCCGCCGCCCCCUCAAUGUCCGCCCCGACCAACACACUCACAACGGGCAAUGGCGGCGCUCCUUUGAACACGCUGAAGUUCACCUUCUCCCAGCCGGCGGCUCCCUCCAGCUCAACCACUAAGGGAUCUACGGCCGAGCCCACCACCCCGUCGUCCUUCAGCUUUUCAGCCAAAGAUCUCCAGCCUCAGACGAAAAGCCUUUUUGGCGCUGGUCCGCCCCCAGCCUACGGCGACGCCAGAGCGGAGACGGGUACAGAGGGGAAACGGAGCAAGCCUGAAGGCCCGGGAGAGACCAGUGUGUUUGCACGACUCGGAAAAGCCACCAAGCGAAAGGAAGAUCUGACGCCCCCCAGCGCUGUCCCCGAGAAUUCUGCCACAGGAGCUGAGGAGGAAGAGGAGGGGGAGGAGAAUGUUCCAGCUGAAGAAGAUUCACCAAGGCAUCCUUCAAAGAGGCCCCUAAUGAGGUCCCGUGUGCCACCAUUGGGUUUAUUUGGGAGGGCAUUAAGCGGUCUCCGCAGAGAGGUCACAAAGGAGUCUGACCCACCACCAACCAAGAGGGAGGAAACGGAGAAGGAAGAUGUUCCAUCUCAGGGGGACGACGUACCUGCUGCACCUCCAACGGUGCAACCACUGACCAGGGAGGCGCUCGAGAGAGCAGGAGAGUCAGCAAAUGCAACCCCAACGAGACGCAGGCAGAGCUCGGAGAGCCUGAGUGGCAUGUCGGUCACCGACUGCACCAUCAUCCAGUGCAGGAAUGUGCCCCCCAACCUCAACAGGAAGGACGUCAUGGAGAAGCACUUUGGCCGUUACGGCAAAGUCCGCAGGGUCCUGUGCCAGCCUGCCAAGAACCUGGUCAAAGUGCACUUUGAAGACCACGCAUCAGCGGCGAGGGCAAAGAAGAGAGGAAAACAACUGCACAGACAUGAGAUCGCUAUCCUUUGGCAGAGGAAGAAGCAAAGUCCCGAGGACAAAGGGAGCAGACGUGCAUCAGGAGAGGAGGAGGCAGAGGACACAGAGUCCAAGUCCGCCUCCUCCUCCCCACUCAGAAAACCUGCAGUCAGAGGUCCUCCAAUGAGCAGUUUGAUGAACUUCAAUCGCAGUUCUCCGGUAAAGAAGUCUCCGUUGGCCAAGUCUCUGCAGUUUGACACUGAGCCCCAGAGGGAGAGCCUCGGAUCGGAGCGCCCGGUCCCCUCCUCGCUGCUGCACCUCGUGGGUCAGGUGGCAGAGACCGCCGAGGACAAGUUCCGCCUCCUGGAGCAGAGAGACAAGGUCCUGCGUCAAGGUCGGCCCAAGAGGACGGACCUGGACCUGUCUAAAGUGUUUGUGGGGACCUGCCCUGACAUGUGUCCAGAGAAGGAGAGGUUCAUGAGGGAAACCAGGAAACAGCUGAGCGUUUUCGAGGUCGUCCCAGAUACUGAGAUGGUGGACCACUCGGCUGCCAUCAAGGAGUACAGCCGCUCCUCAGCGGACCAGGAAGAGCCCCUGCCCCAUGAGCUGCGGCCCCUGCCCGUGCUCAGCAUGACCAUGGACUACCUGGUGACCCAGAUCAUGGACCAGGGCCAUGACAACUACCGGGACUGGUACGACUUUGUCUGGAACAGAACCCGCGCCAUUCGCAAGGACAUUACCCAGCAGCACCUGUGCUGCCCUCACACGGUGUCUCUGAUCGAGAAGUGCACGCGCUUCCACGUGCACUGCGCUCACCACCUCUGCGAGGAGCACAUGUCGGCUUUCGACGCCAAGAUCAACAACGAGAACAUGACAAAGUGCCUCCAGAGCCUGAAAGAAAUGUACCAGGACCUGGCCAUGCGUCAGGUCUACUGCCCCAUGGAGGCGGAGUUUCGCCAGUACAACGUGCUGCUGAAACUCAACGACGGUGACAUCCUUCGGGAUGUUCAGCAAUUCCGCGACGAGGUGCGUAAUUCCCCGGAGGUAAAGUUGGCUGUGCAGGCGUUCACUGCAGUCAACAGCAACAACUUUGUGCGCUUUUUCAAGCUGGUGAAAGGAGCCUCUUACCUCGCCAGCUGCCUCCUGCACAGAUACUUCAAUCAGGUUAGAGCCAAAGCCUUGAGCACCUUGAACAUCGCUCACACUACGGGUCCAAGGUCGACUGCGUUUCCAAUCGAGGACAUAGUUCGGAUGUUGAUGUUCCGAAACACUGGAGAGGCUUCUGACUUCAUCCAGCAGUACGGCCUCAACGUCAACGAAGGUGUGGUUGAGCUGAGUCGAGUAGCCUUUCAGGAGCCAGAUCUUCCUUUGUCCCAGAAGAAGUCCGAAGUCAUCCUCACGAAGAAAGCCGUGCUGGUUGGAGAGGUGGUGAAUGGGGGCCCCGUCUCUAACCCUCCCCAGCACACUCCAGUCUGCAGUUUUGACUCCCAGAACCGGUAUCGCGGGGAAGGCCCUCUGGAUGAGCCCACUCCAAGCCAAUUUAAAGGUAUUUCUGUGGAGGUGAAGGUACCACCAAGCGUUGGGUUGAUGACUCGGGUCAUUCCAGACACACCCGCUGCAUUUGGGUUGCCCCCCGCGGAUGAGACCGGGGAGCCCAGCGGGCCGUUCGGCGGCCGCCAGGCAGACGUCCAGCAGCUGUUCCAGCCGAUGCCCCAACCCGCCAAAGCGCCGUCACCUCCCCCCAAACCCCGACCGGUGUACAGCAAUGAGGACAUUGCAGCUGAGCUGGACUGUGUGAUCGAGGAGGUGGUUGGAGCAGCAGUGAGGGAGGUGGCAGAUGCAGGGGCCAGCUACGCCGCAGCAGCUCUUGCGCAGAGCGGUGUGCAGGUGGAGUCGAUGGUGAGUGAGGUGUUGGGACAGAUGCUGCAGGAGAUUUCCUCUGCCGAGAUCAAGCUGGAGCGACAGCGCGUCGCUGACGAGAAGCGCACGCUCGAAGAAGCCAGGAUGAGGAGGCAGGAGCAAGAGGCCUUCCUCGAUCAGUUCAGCUUCUCUCUGUGCAAAGAGCUCAUCUACCAAGUGUUGGAUGAGACCAUCGAGGAGACCGCCACCUCUGAGAUUCAACAGGCAGUGAGAGAGAAAGCGGGCCGAGUCGCUAAAUGCACCGAGCAGGUCUGUACUAGUCUAGUCGAGGAGACGUUGAAUGCAGACAUUGCGCUGUUGGUUGAAGACCUCCUUGAAGCUGAGCUGCAACGCAUUCAGAAGUACAUCAAAAGGUGGCGCGAUGUGGUAGCGGUGCGCCGGCGGCUGAAGAGACAGAUGAGAGGUUUCCCUGCCGCCCCCUGCUGCGUGGACCCUCGAUUCAAAGUGAGGGCUCUGGCUCCCAGCGCCCCCGAGCGGACCUCCAUGGCAGAUCUGACCCGUGGCUUGGUCAACCUGGGAAACUCCGGCACCUUGUCCCUCUCCAGCACCAGACUGUUGAGAAUGAGGGAAGAAGCGAUCCACCAGAUGAGAGUGCACUGCUACUAUCAACAGCUGCUCGAUGAGAGAGUGUGGGAGCCUCUCGACCUGCCGGCUCUGGUAACAGAGAAUAUCCCCAACCCCCAUGACCGAAUAUUCUGGAAAGCUGUUCUCCUCCUUCCCAGCGACCACCACAGUGUAGCCAGCUUGGCCGACAGGAUCCUGUCAGACUGGCUGGAGGUGAAGCUUGGUGGCGGCAAAGGGUCGGAGGUGAGGGAGGAGCUGGAUGGCAAACUGCAGACCCUCUGUGUCACCAACACACUCCGGGAUGAAGGACAACGCACUCACAAAGUCCACAUCAGCAUCAAGGCAUCCAGAGGCCCUCUCACCGAGGACGGCCUGUCCAAAACGGAGGAGUGCUGUGAUCUCCAGGGGACGGCAGCUCUGAUGGUGCUGCUUCCCGCCCUGCCCAUCAUGGACGCGGGUGACGACGAUCAGGACGUCCCUCUGCUGUCGGCUCUGCUGCAGCUCAAGCAGCUGCAGCAGGCCAGCGCGUGGCACUGCCCGCUGCCGCUGGCCCUUCUGGUGCCGGGGCCCGAGUGCGCCAUCGAUGCACAGAAACUCCAAGAAGCCCUGAUGCUGCACACAUUGGUCCAGGAGGGCAUGAUAUCAGAGUACACCUUCUACUUCAUACCAGAGACCACAAGUGACCUACAGGGAUCCAAGCAGCUCAGCCAGGCCACACGGUGGCUGCUGGCUCGUGCUCCGCCUCCCUUCCCGCUCUCCUGUCAGACCCUGGUGCAGCUCGUAGAGGCAGGUUUGAGUCGUGAAUUCAGCCCCAGAGUCCACGCUCACCGCCAGGAGCGGGUCGCCGCACGCCUUCCCUCCCAGAGCCCCGUGCCCGUCAUCCACUUGUACAACGCCGUCUUGGCUCACAUCGCUGACAAAGUGACGUCCCGGGAUCUCUCCAGACUCUCCUGGCCACCAGGAGAGUUUUGCUUGCAUGAUACCCAGGAGUUUAUACCUCAUCUGGGUUGGAACUCUCCCCAGCACCAGAAAUGGUUGCGUGAAGUUCUCCUCAGCCUGCAGCUGCCACAGUGGGAGCAACCGUGUACUACAGACUCGUGGUCUGCUCUCUGCUCCUCCAUCUUCCGCUACGCCGCUCAGAUCCCAGUCUCUCAGCGCAGUCAGCCGCUCCUAAUGUCGCAGCUGGAAAACAUGCUGGAAAGGGUCAGACUUCAGAGCCUUCAGAGCAGGACCCGCACAUCCAGCAACUGGGAGGACAAGGGCGCGUGUCCCGCCUUCACUCAGGUUCCUUGGGACGACGUGGUGGUGAUUUGCAUAGACCACAAGCUGAAAGACUGGAAGGUCCCCGGACCACCCGUCUGUGAAGAUGCCGUGACGGAUGACGGGGAGAUCCUGGUUUACCUCCCCGCAGAAUCUUUGAAGGGUUUCCAGCCCCCGGAGGAAUGGACCCAGUCCAUCAGACGAACACACCGACAGAAGCAGCAAGAGACGGAAGGGGCGGAAGCAGCAGCGUGGGCCAGGCCCAGCAGUCUGUCCCUCAGACAGAGGUUGUUCAGCAGUGUGGUCGAGCCUCUGGAGGGCCCGGCGGGCCCACUGGACAUCACGCACACUCCCACAGCACCAGAGCUGGUGGCACACAAAGUCCUCAGCAGUUUGGAAAAGGAGAAGGCUGAAAGCAAAAGGAGCACGGAGCAGCUUCAGCGCUGGUUAGAUGGGGGCUCCUUGGACUACCUGUCCACGCCUCUUUUUAUUCCAUCCUCAACUCUGUUGUCGAUGCCCACAGCUAUAAGGCGUGCACCGUCAGCCGCUAUCACACAGGAACCGGAGCCGGAUCAUCUGUGGGACAAAGCAGAUCGCUGUAAAACAAGGCCUCUAUCGAUGGAAUGGCAACUAAAGGAACUCGAGCGACAGAUUUUGGCGAGCCAUGAGGAAGAAUUGGCCUGCAGACUGAAGCUGAGUGGUCUGCUGAACAUUGUUGAUGAUUGAUGAACUGGAAAAGAAAAGGAAAUGAGUACUAAAGACUGCCUCUGGCUGGGAUGAGAGACUGCCAUGGUAUCUGCUGGGCUCAGGGCAUACAGAGUUUGCUAUUUUUCUAUACAUUGUCUUACUAUAUUGAUUUUUGCAUAAACCUGAUUUUUCUUAAAAUGUGUGAACAUAUCUGGGAAGACUAAUCUUCUUGUCUGUGUUACUUGUGAAUAAAUGUCAUUUAAUAUCUUGUGUAUUGUUUGAACCAUUUUUAGUAAUGUUUAAUAAUAAUUGUCUGACUUCCUAAUAAAAGUGUAGUUUUACA
Messenger RNA from Pungitius pungitius (ninespine stickleback), 6641 nucleotides. It is a transcript of the gene mcm3ap, whose product is annotated as minichromosome maintenance complex component 3 associated protein. Gene Ontology annotation, biological process: mRNA export from nucleus. The coding region runs from base 170 to 6337 and encodes 2055 amino acids. The transcript is spliced from 29 exons. NCBI's taxonomy places the organism in Eukaryota, Metazoa, Chordata, Actinopteri, Perciformes, Gasterosteidae. Gene Ontology annotation, cellular component: cytoplasm; transcription export complex 2; nucleus. Gene Ontology annotation, molecular function: nucleic acid binding. The record is from RefSeq and is a predicted model, not a curated record.